UUCUCGUUCCUUCUCACAACGGCGCUCUUUAAGCUCCGGUGCGCGAUACAGAGCGGCCAUUCAUUGAAGGGCAAACCAAACGAGGGGGCAGGGGACAGGGCGAGCGUCACACUGGUGGACAGGGGAACGCACGAACUCCCGUGUUGAACGGGCGACCUCCUAAACUCUGUAUUGGCGACAUCGGUGGAAGUGAAUGGGAAGUGCAAAGGACAGGAUUUGGGUACAUUCGAUUACGCACGAGUAGGCUAUGGGUUUACGCGUGGCAUAUAGGAAUAAUUCCAUAUAGAGGAGCGAGUCUGGACUCUCUCUCAGCUGUAGCUUAAAGUUUUACAUUCUCUGAACAAAUUUACAACAUUUUCCUGCAAGGAUAUUUUUUGUUGCCAAUCGAUAAUAGCCUAUACAUUAAAAUGUCUGGAGAGGAGCACAGUCUAUCCGAGGCAGAGUUGAGUCCCGGGGGAUCAGAUGGUCACUCUCUGUCACCGGCACACUCCGGGGCCACCGGCGGCCGGGACUCCCCGCUCACCGGUCCGUCGCAGCAACUGACGGGGCUUUCUGGCGCAGAUGGCGGCGGAGAGGACGGUGGAUUAGUGCCCAAGUCAGAGGUGGAUAUGGACCGGUUCCCCAUCGGCAUCCGCGAGGCGGUCAGCCAGGUGUUGGACGGAUACGACUGGACGCUCGUGCCCAUGCCCGUGCGCGUAAACAACGGGAACAAGAGCAAGCCGCACGUGAAGAGGCCGAUGAACGCCUUCAUGGUGUGGGCGCAGGCCGCGCGCCGUAAACUGGCGGACCAGUACCCUCACCUGCACAACGCGGAGCUCAGCAAGACACUCGGCAAACUGUGGAGGCUCCUGAAUGAGAGUGACAAGAGGCCUUUCAUUGAGGAGGCGGAGCGACUGAGGAAACAACAUAAGAAGGACUACCCAGAGUACAAGUACCAGCCCCGCAGACGCAAGAACGGCAAGCUGGGGACCAAUGGUGAGGGAGGGGAGGGAGCAGAGGGGGAGGGCAGCCAGUCCCAUUACAAGGCCCUCCACCUGGAUGUGCACAGUACAGGGGCUGGGUCCCCCCUGGCCGACCUCCACCACCAUCAUCACCACCACCCUGCAGGUCAGGGUCACAGCCCGCCAACACCCCCCACCACCCCAAAGACAGAGCUCCAGUCUGGAAAGAUGACGGAGGGGAAGAGGGAGGGCGGAGGUGGCUCAGGGUCUUCCCGUGGAGGAGGCCUGGGGGUAGGAGCAGAGGGGGCCUCUGGGGGACAUUCAUCAGCGGGCGGGAAACCCCACAUCGACUUCUGCACCAUGGACAUCGGCGAGAUCAGCCACGACGUGAUGGCCAACAUCGAGCCCUUCGACGUCAACGAGUUUGACCAGUACCUGCCGCCCAACGGGCACCCGGGGGUCGGCCAGGGCGGCGCCACACCAAGCUCCUCCGCUACAUCCUACGCCUACGCCCUCGCCGCCGCCAGCGGUCACUCAGCCGCCUGGCUCUCCAAGCAGCAUCAGCAUCAACAGCCCUCCCCCUCUGCCUCAGACGCCACCAAGGCCCAGAUCAAGAGUGAGUCUGGGGGCGGGAGCCACUACACAGAGACUUCCUCCUCUUCGUCAGGAACACACGUCACCUACACCCCCCUCAGCCUCCCCCACUACGGAUCAGCCUUCCCCUCGCUGCCCUCCAGGGCCCAGUUUGAGUACGGGGAGCACCAGGCGCCAGGGCCGUACUACGCCCACUCCAGCCAAGCCCCGGGGCUGUACUCAGCCUUCUCCUACAUGGGGCCCAGCCAGAGGCCCCUCUACACUACCAUCACUGACCCCUCCAGCGUGGCCCAGUCUCACAGUCCUACACACUGGGAGCAGCCUGUCUAUACCACCCUGUCACGGCCAUGAGAGAGACUGAGAUGCAUGGGAUUGGGUGUGUGUGUGUGUGUGUGUGUGUGUGUGUGUGUGUGUGUGUGUUGUGCGUCUCUACACCACCCUCUCACGACCCUGAGAGAGGGAUAAAGAAAGACAAAGAUUGGAAGGGUGUAGGGUGGCUAUUGAAUGUGUGUGUGUGUGGGGGGGGGGGGGGUUAACAAAGGAUGGAUAUCUUACUGAUGUUGUAUUGGGAUUCAUUGGGACUUGACAGUGUAUCUAUCCAUGGAGUCCUUAUAAUAUUUUACUGUAUAGUAUAUUUUCUAUCACAGCCAAUGGUCAAUAGCCAAUCAGAAUAAACCUUUAACCAAUGUGUGCCAUGUUUUAGUGUGUAAGGUCAGGAUCCCAGCUGCCAGUGUGUCAUAGUGUAUAGUAAGAGGGCUUAUUGUGAUGAGGAGCCCAGAGCACACAGAACUAAUACCGUAGUGGUAAGAAGGAUACACAUAGGCUUUCAAAACGCUGCUAACUUUCCCCAAAUUCCCCAGUUUUCUAGAAAUUCUAGUUGGAAGUUCCUGGAAUUAGGAGGGAAUAAGCAGGAUAUCCAGAAAUCUUCCUACUGGGCUUUCUGGAAAACUGGGGAAUUUUGGAAAAGUUAAUGGAAUUUUUCCAACCCUAGCUACCUAUAUAACAAGGAUUGAGUAACAUUGCCGGCAAGGACUGGCUUUCAGCGGGUUUCGACAGGCUAUCAGCCUAGAACAAAUACAACGUGAUGUUUAUCAGAACUGGGUUGUUUUAGAUUGAAAUAAUCCGAUUCUAUUAACCAAACUAAAGGAAAUGUUUGUGUGACUUCAUUUGAGUAUUUUGUUAUGUCUUAAGUGAUGUAUUUUUUGGUUAUUUUUUAUAUGACUUUACAUUCUGGUUCGAUAUUACACUGACAUGUCUUCACCACUGCUUUUGAAAGAAAAUGUUUAUUUCAAAUAGGUCAGUUUACUUGGCUAAAAACUUCAUGCGUUGGUCUACGGGCGUCAGGUAGUCAAGCCGUUAAGUGCGUUAGGCCAGUAACUGAAAGGUUGCCGGUUUGAAACCCUGAGCCGGCGUGGUGGAAAAAUCUUCUAUUCUGCCCUUGAGCAAGGCAGUUAACCUGCAACAACUACUCCCCGGGCGCCAUGGAUGUCGAUUAAGGCAGCCCCCCACUGCACAUCUCUGAUUCAAAGGGUUUGGGUUAAAUGUGGAAGUCGUGCAACUGACUAGGUAUCACCUUCUGGGAUGCUGCUUGACUCCUUAUGUGUUGCAUUGUGAAAAACCAUAGUUGAUGAGGAAAAAGGACAAAAGAAAAGGAGGGAAAGAGAAUUCCUGGAAACACUUUAGCAUAGAGUUCUGGAAAGCAGCACAUUACCUCAACUCAAUGUACAUGUGCCAAUAACACUUUUCACGCUCUAAUAUCCUUGAUGAGAAUAUAUGGCACACAUUUCGCUUAUACUACUCAUAAAUAAUAAAACAAUUGUUGAAGUCACUGGACUUUUUUUUAUUGAUAUGGAUUGCAUUUGUACGCUCUGGUUGCUUCUAAUUCCAUUUGUUUACCAAAUUAUCAAAGCAAAACAAUCUACAUGACUCGGCAAGUACAAAGUCAGCAAAAUCUUUUUGUUUAGAAUUCUCCAGCUUUAAACUAAAGAUUUACUCUUAGUGAGAAUUAGUGAGCUGUUUAGAACAAAUGCCACAUGCUAUAGUUUAUGUACAUUGGUUUUCCCCUCUGCAUCUCCCUUUUCUGUAUCCUGUUUAAUGUCCCUCUCGGCUCCCUCUGCAAUGUGAAUGAUCACCACAUGCCUCUUUGUCCAUAGGUGAUUUAUACGGCGUCAUUUUAUACUGACCCUCUCUGCUUUGUAGUUUUUAUAAAAAAUAAUUUCAUGUUUAGCUUUUUUUCUCUCCAUUUUGUACAUUUCUGGAUAGUUUCUAAAACUUUGUAUGCUACACAUUUGAUGCAUCUUCUUUCUUCUACAAGAAACAACAAUGUACAAAUAUUAUUGAUGUUGUCAUUACAUUGUCAUUCUAUUAAAGCAAUUUAUUUAU
Salmo salar (Atlantic salmon) is the source of this 3917-nucleotide messenger RNA. Its product is annotated as transcription factor SOX-10. Gene Ontology annotation, cellular component: nucleus. The record is from RefSeq and is a predicted model, not a curated record. Gene Ontology annotation, molecular function: DNA-binding transcription factor activity, RNA polymerase II-specific; RNA polymerase II cis-regulatory region sequence-specific DNA binding. NCBI's taxonomy places the organism in Eukaryota, Metazoa, Chordata, Actinopteri, Salmoniformes, Salmonidae. Gene Ontology annotation, biological process: enteric nervous system development; neural crest cell migration; negative regulation of transcription by RNA polymerase II.